Molecule: messenger RNA, 270 nt
Organism: Eimeria necatrix
Lineage: Eukaryota; Apicomplexa; Conoidasida; Eucoccidiorida; Eimeriidae
Exons: 1
Coding region: 1-270 (89 amino acids)
Source: RefSeq, a predicted model, not a curated record
AUGGGGGCCGUGCUUUCCAGACAGUUCAGGGAGGGCCCCGGGGCCCGGGCCUCGCGGCGGCUGCGGCGGCUCUGCAGCAGCGGCUACUGGCUGGGGUCCAACUUGGCCUGGAUGGCAGUGACUGCGGCCAUUUGUUUGGUGGCUCCUGUUAUAUUUUAUUACGAGCGAGAGUGCCAGAUGUUCGAAGUGCAGCAGCAGUUCAUGGAGGCGCAGCAAGCUGCAGCGCAUGCGCAGCAGCUGCAGCAGCUGCAGCAGCUGCAGGCCGCCUAG